CCUACUUUGCACGAUGACAGUAGCGCACCAACACAUUGCACUAGUUCCAGCCUUCGGUAAAUUAGCUUGACAUGCUUUUACAGCUCGUUAUUAUUUGACUAGUCACGUUCGAUAUUUCGUCGUUAGUAGCUACGCCUCGUUCACAUUUAUCAAUAGGAUAGUUAUGGAGAUUUAUAUGGAGUCCUCACCGGACCCUGCUGCCAGUGACGCGGGAAACAGCGUCUCUAAACCGGCUACUCCAGUCAUGGACACGCCGGCGAAUCUGGAGACCCUCCAAACGGACCACCACCACCAAACCCCUGUUAGAGGACAGAGUCGUUCCGGCUCCAACAAAGGGUCGUCAGCAGCGAAGAAGACACAUACAUCUCAAAUUGAAAUUAUUCCUUGCAAGAUAUGUGGAGAUAAGUCGUCAGGUAUCCACUACGGCGUGAUCACCUGCGAAGGCUGCAAGGGUUUCUUCAGGAGGAGCCAGCAGAGUAAUGCAGGGUACUCCUGCCCUCGUCAGAAGAACUGUUUGAUUGACAGGACCAGCAGAAACCGCUGCCAACACUGUAGACUGCAGAAAUGCCUGACCGUGGGCAUGUCACGGGACGCGGUGAAGUUUGGCCGUAUGUCCAAGAAGCAGAGAGACAGCCUGUAUGCUGAGGUCCAGAAGCACCGUCUCCAGCAGGCCCAGCAGCUGCAGAGAGACCACCAUCCCCAGAACCCGGAGGAGGUCGAGCCUCUCUCUCCCCACUAUGGCCUCACCGACCUCCAUGAAGACCUGGAGGUUGGGUACAUGGAGGAAAACAGCCCUGGGGGGGGUAACGGCCCAGCCUCCAAGGGGGGCUCUGAGUCGGGAGGAGUGGGGGGGUUCUACCUGGACAUUCAGCCGUCUCCUGAUCAGUCUGGUCUGGAUAUUAACGGUAUAAAACCGGAGCCUCUUUGUGAUUAUGGUUCCAACCAGGGUUUCUUCCCCUACUGUUCCUUCACCAACGGAGAGACGUCUCCCACAGUAUCUAUGGCUGAGCUAGGUGAGUGGAGAGAGGGGGAGGGAGGGAGAGAGGGAGAGACGUCUCCCACAGUAUCUAUGGCUGAGCUAGAACACCUAGGCCAGAACAUCUCCAAGUCCCACCAGGAGACGUGUCAGUACCUGAGGGAGGAGCUACAGAGCAUGACCUGGCAGGCCUUCCUCCAGGAGGAGAUAGAGACCUACCAGACGAAGCCGGAGGAGGUGAUGUGGCAGCUGUGUGCCAUCAAGAUAACGGAGGCCAUCCAGUACGUGGUGGAGUUCGCCAAGCGCAUCGACGGCUUCAUGGAGCUCUGUCAGAACGACCAGAUAGUGUUGCUCAAAGCAGGGUCUCUUGAGGUGGUGUUCAUCAGGAUGUGUCGUGCCUUUGACUCUCAGAACAGCACCGUCUACUUUGAUGGGAAGUACGCUGGGACCGACGUCUUCAAAGCGUUAGGUUGUGAUGAUCUGAUUCGCUUAGUCUUUGAGUUUGGGAAGAGUAUGUCUGUCAUCCAUCUCUCUGAGGAGGAGAUCGCUCUCUUCUCAGCGUACGUCCUGAUGUCUGCAGAUCGGACGUGGCUUCAAGAGAAGGUGAAGGUAGAGAAGCUGCAACAGAAGAUCCAGCUGGCUCUCCAACAUGUCCUUCAGAAGAACGGCAGAGAGGACGUGGUUCUCACUAAGUUGAUAUGCAAAGUGUCGACCCUGCGGGCGUUAGUCAGCCGGCAUACAGAGAAGCUGACGGCCUUCAAAGCAACCUACCCAGACAUUGUCCAAGCCCACUUCCCUCCACUAUACAGGGAGCUGUUUGGCUCAGACUUUGAACAGGGCUCCAUGUCCAUAGACGGCUAGCCGAGGACCCCGUCGGUAACCUACCGUAUGGUAUCUGCCCUGUACUGUAGUUUACGUCAUGGAGCCAGCGUUGAUCUUUGGGAGACAGAGAGACAUGUUGAGUUAGGGUCCUGGCCCUAACUUGCUCUUACCUGGACAGACACCCGACAUUUCUCUGUUCAUGUUCAUCUGUCUUCUCCUCUGUGUCCUCCUGGAUCAUGAGUUGGUUGGGAGGUUUCUUGGGAGGAAAAAAACAUUCAAGCACUUAGAAAACCAACGGCCUUUCCUCUCACAACAACAAACCUAUUGCGAUGGGGAGAGGAUUUAGUCACAACACCUACCUGUGGACAACGAUGUGAUGGGGAGUGGAUUUAUUCACAACACCUACCUGUGGACAAUGAUGGGAUGGGGAGAGGAUUUAGUCACAACACUUACCUAUGGACAACGGUGUGAUGGGGAGAGGAUUUAGUCACAACACCUACCUGUGGACAACGAUGUGAUGGGGAGAGGAUUUAGUCACAACCCUUACCUGUGGACAACGGUGUGAUGGGGAGAGGAUUUAGUGACAACACUUACCUAUGGGCAACGAUGGGAUGGGGAGAGGAUUUAGUCACAACCCUUACCUAUGGACAACGAUGUGAUGUGGAGGUGGUGUGGAGUACUGCACCCCUUCGGUUAACAUCACCUUCAAAGCCAUCUGCUAUUCAACCUUCACAACAGGAAGAGGAGUGGAAGUCACCACCACAGCAAUAACAGGGUUCUGUCCCAAAGUGCACCCUAUUCCCUACGCAGUGCACUACUUUUAAGAAGGGGAUCUGGUUAAAAGUAGUGCCCUAUAUAGGGAAUAGGGUGCCAUUUGGGAUGCAGUUCAAGGUGUCCCAUUCCACCUCUUUCCAAUGUCCUACAGGGUGUUACCGUGCUCAUAAUAAGUACAUACUAUAUUGAGAAAUGAAUCGAUGUUUUACAAUCUAUUUGUGUUGUAGCUUGUAUCUCUCCCCUUUGUUCCAAUUGAUGAGCCCCUUUUACUGACACCUGUGUCUGAGUUAAUGAAUGAAUCGUGUAUUGGCCACACCUGUCUUUGAGUUAAUGAAUGAAUCGUGUAUUGGCCACACCUGUCUUUGAGUUAAUGAAUGAAUCGUGUAUUGGCCACACCUGUCUUUGAGUUAAUGAAUGAAUCGUGUAUUGGCCACACCUGUCUUUGAGUUAAUGAAUGAAUCGUGUAUUGUCCACACCUGUCUCUGAGUUAAUGAAUGAAUAGUGUAUUGGCCACACCUGUCUUUGAGUUAAUGAAUGAAUCGUGUAUUGUCCACACCUGUGUCUGAGUUAAUGAAUGAAUCGUGUAUUGUCCACACCUGUCUCUGAGUUAAUGAAUGAAUAGUGUAUUGGCCACACCUGUCUCUGAGUUAAUGAAUGAAUAGUGUAUUGGCCACACCUGUCUUUGAGUUAAUGAAUGAAUCGUGUAUUGUCCACACCUGUGUCUGAGUUAAUGAAUGAAUCGUGUAUUGUCCACACCUGUCUCUGAGUUAAUGAAUGCAUCGUGUAUUGUCCACACCUGUGUCUGAGUUAAUGAAUGAAUCGUGUAUUGUC
This is a messenger RNA of Oncorhynchus kisutch (coho salmon), 3403 nucleotides long. RefSeq names its product nuclear receptor ROR-alpha A-like. Gene Ontology annotation, molecular function: zinc ion binding; nuclear receptor activity; RNA polymerase II cis-regulatory region sequence-specific DNA binding. The transcript has 11 exons. Bases 164 to 1837 code for a protein of 557 amino acids. Lineage: Eukaryota; Metazoa; Chordata; Actinopteri; Salmoniformes; Salmonidae. Gene Ontology annotation, biological process: regulation of transcription by RNA polymerase II. The record is from RefSeq and is a predicted model, not a curated record. Gene Ontology annotation, cellular component: nucleus.